This is a messenger RNA of Perkinsus marinus ATCC 50983, 471 nucleotides long. RefSeq lists its product as hypothetical. The transcript has a single exon. Lineage: Eukaryota; Perkinsozoa; Perkinsida; Perkinsidae. Bases 1 to 471 code for a protein of 156 amino acids. The record is from RefSeq and is a predicted model, not a curated record.
AUGGCGACACCUGAGGAGCUCGCUGAGCUCUCUGAAGCCCGUAGAGAGUUGGCCGCUACGCGCCGUUCCCUCCGGGAUACUCGCGAGGCUCUCAACAACAUCAUCUCCGACGAGAAGGAUGAUACUCAGCAGCUUAUGAGCGACCUCGCGUCCAAGGAGGCCAGUAAUCUUUCUAAGAUAGGUAGCCUCGAGGCCCGUAUUGCUGAACUUGAGGCCCUGGCUGACCGAUCCGUCAGCGAGAUAUCACGGAAGGAAGGUUUCAGUCGACUCUCUCCACGGUCCGAGGAGGAGGAGCAUGAGGUGUAUACCACUCCGAAGUCACGCUCCUCACGAUGCCCGGCAGCGACAGUGACUAAGUUAUGUCUGCCUCACUCUGUGAAGCAACAGAUCUCCAAUCGCACUAUCAUGCUAUUGAACACACCUUCGUUGAAGCAGGAGCCGCUGAGUAUCACCAGCAAGGACAUUUGCUAG